Molecule: messenger RNA, 390 nt
Organism: Bufo gargarizans (Asiatic toad)
Lineage: Eukaryota; Metazoa; Chordata; Amphibia; Anura; Bufonidae
Product: ovomucoid-like
Exons: 6
Coding region: 106-390 (94 amino acids)
Molecular function (GO): serine-type endopeptidase inhibitor activity; protein binding
Source: RefSeq, a predicted model, not a curated record
UACACUACUGGUAUUAUCUGUAAUCCGGUUAAUGGAGAGACAGAGAUUGAGCCUAAUUGUGAUUUGUACAGUCCCAUACCAGGAAUUGGGCUAGCCUGCAACCGAAUGUUAAAACCAGUGUGCGGCACAAAUGAUCAGACCUACACAAACGAAUGUGAGCUAUGUUCUGACAGAUUGAAGUUAAAAAGAGAAAUUAAGAUCAAGCACAAAAACAGCUGCGUUAAGGACGAUUGCCAAGGAUAUGGAAAAGGAUGUACCAUGGAGUUUAAUCCAGUCUGUGGAUCUGAUUCUGUUACCUAUAGCAACAAAUGUAUCUUUUGCGAUGCUAAGACAAGGAAUUCUGAGCUGAGAGUUGUAUCUAAUGGAGAUUGUGAAAAACAGACUUAUUAA